AUGCUCUCCAAUCAUUUUCUUGCAGCAUCACUUCUGGGAGGCAGAGAGUUAGACCUCGGCCUUCGAUACAUUACAAUACCUGAUCCAAAGUAUGAACAACCGCAGCUGUACAUCUUGCAAGAUGGUGGCCGCAUCCUGGAGGCAUUGGCAUUUUCAGAGCCCUAUCGUUCCUGGUUCAUUGGUGAAGCUGUACUCUCAGAUGGGAGGGUAUUAUUCCUGACACCCUUGGAUCCACUGUUCCUUAUUAUACCUCUGCUUCAGAAGUUUGCAGACAGGAACUUCAUUCCAUUUGAGGAUUUGUUUUUCAGUGAAGCUUAUCCAGAUUACCAAAAAGUAUACCACAGUGUCUCUCCUGCUCAAGUGAAAACUAUAUGCAAUCAUAAGGAAAUCAAUGGGAGUCUUGCCUUUAAGUACUCAGAGGAGAAAGUUCUCAUAUGGCUCAAACUCAAGACUACUACACUCCAGAACUUCAUUAUGACAAGUGGUGUAAGGAUUCCUCUUCACAAGACUGCAAACUACAAGGCUAGUUCUAUAUCUACUGCCAGCAUUGACAAAGAACAGUGUCUUCGUCAUGCUUUCAAUAUUGUGAGUGACUAUGUCAAAGAUUACCUUUCUGAGAAGUUGAGGGAAAUUCUCAACCUUCCAUCGAAGAAGGAGCUUAAAGAGCAAUGUGACACAAAUGAAGAGGAGGUUGAAGGUGGAAGGGCAUUGAAAAAGACCAAAGUAGAGCCAUUGGAGGAUUACAGUGGUGCAAUAGGUGAUGUGAAAGAUUCCAAGCCAGCAGCAGCAACUGUGAAACAGACACAGCUUGCUAAAGCUGCAAAGGGAACGAAGUCCAUCAUGUCUUUCUUCAGCAAGAAGACAAAUGCAGGCAAAGACUGAAUGCUAUCAUCAUUCUCUCUUCUUGACUUGUUUUUGUCAUUAUUUUUAAGAGGUAAAAAAAAAUUAAAUCUUUUAUUUUUUGUA
This is a messenger RNA of Darwinula stevensoni, 966 nucleotides long. NCBI's taxonomy places the organism in Eukaryota, Metazoa, Arthropoda, Ostracoda, Podocopida, Darwinulidae. The record is from the annotation of a GenBank genome assembly.